Amaranthus tricolor (Joseph's coat) is the source of this 1092-nucleotide messenger RNA. RefSeq lists its product as uncharacterized. The record is from RefSeq and is a predicted model, not a curated record. NCBI's taxonomy places the organism in Eukaryota, Viridiplantae, Streptophyta, Magnoliopsida, Caryophyllales, Amaranthaceae. The coding region runs from base 59 to 880 and encodes 273 amino acids. The transcript is spliced from 5 exons.
AUGAAGUAUUAUCCCAAACACAAAGUUCUUUACAUCAAACACCUGAAAACAGAAGAAAAUGUGCAUAGCUGCAUUUGCUUGGCAAGCUUUUUCCCUUCACCCUUUUGUUCUGUUGCUCAACCGAGAUGAAUAUUACAACAGGCCGACAACACCUUUAGGGUGGUGGGAAGGAGGAGAGAUUCUAGGAGGAAGAGAUGAGGUGGGCGGAGGAACCUGGCUUGCGUGUUCUAAGAAAGGGAAGGUAGCCUUCGUUACCAACGUUUUGGAGCUUGAUUCCCAUCAUGGCGCCAAAUCCCGCGGAGAGCUACCAGUUCGCUUCCUUAAGAGUAAACAAAGCCCGAGAGAAUUUGCGGAGAUGCUAGCCGAAGAGGUGGAAGAAUUCAAUGGCUUCAACCUUAUCGUAGCUGAUCUUCCCUCAAAAAGCAUGAUUUACAUCACCAACAGGCCUAAAGGGGAGUCUGUCAGGAUCCAAGAGGUCCCACCAGGUCUCCAUGUCCUCUCGAACGCAAAGCUAGAUUCUCCGUGGCCAAAGGCAGAGCGUCUAGGACUGAAGUUCCAGAAAAUGCUGUACAGAUAUGGUGAAGGUGAGAUACCAAUCAAGGAUAUGGUUAGCAAACUAAUGAGGGACACAAAGAAGGCUGAUGAAAGUAGAUUGCCUCGUAUUUGGCCACUUGAAUGGGAAUUGAGUAUGAGCUCUAUCUUUGUGAAAAAAGAGACCACUUCAGGAUACUAUGGAACCAGAAGCACGGCAGCAGUAACAAUGUUGGGAAAUGGAGAAGUAAACUUUUAUGAGACAUAUCUGGAGAAAGAAAUGUGGAAAGAACAGAAAAUCAAUUACUGCAUUGAAAAGCAGAGCACCGUUCAAGGCAACACGACCUAAAACAAGAGAAAAAGAUUGUUAUAUCAUACUUUCGAUUAUGCAUUGUGUUAACGCAUGGACAUAGCCUCCUGCAAGAUCCGUGUAGCCAUGGUCUUUUAAUCUGAAUAAUAGGAUUCAAAUAAAGUAGUAUUGUAAAAAACUAGCCAAUUUAUAGUUGGUGGGAGUUAUGUAUUCAACAAAUUCAAUUCAAAAAUUUGUACUCUUCUCCCUUC